AUGAGUCCAAGCUCUAACGAUGUUCGUCACAUAACGAACGAAAUCUCAGUCCGUAUUCGCGCGAAACGUUGCGGGAUGUCUCGUGGAUUGCAUCAACCUGAACGUAUUAAGGCCAAACGGCUGCAGUACAACGCGAAUUCGCCAACGUCUCCUGGUGAGAUUGACCUACGAAUCUCUUCAUCAUGUACUUUUAUUCGAAAUGAAAGUCUUCACAUCAAUUUUUUUGUUUAUUCAUACUUCUUUCUUGUCUUUGUGCAUUCCCACCUUACUUUCUCUGAACCGUCCAGUUUGCCGGGCUACACUUCACCCAAUUGCGUGGAAUCCCUCAGGGCUCCUGCGUUUCCAGCGAGCUGGCCAGUCUUUAUCUGGCGCACUGUGAUCGUGCAGCCGGUCUGCUCGAUAGCUUUCGCCAUUGCACAUUUGGUACCCGAUGUAAUCUGGCCUCUAUACGAUCCUCGCAUUGCUCCGUCAAUGCAGCUCCUGCGACAAACUCUCCAGGAGUUUGCAGUUUGGAUAAAGACUACCAUAGUCUCUGGUUGUCAGAAGGCCCGUAUAUUGUGUUGCGCUAUCGCGACGACUAUCUUUGUGUGGCUUCAAGUCGGGACCAAUUAA
Molecule: messenger RNA, 612 nt
Organism: Protopolystoma xenopodis
Lineage: Eukaryota; Metazoa; Platyhelminthes; Monogenea; Polystomatidea; Polystomatidae
Source: the annotation of a GenBank genome assembly